This is a messenger RNA of Geodia barretti, 1205 nucleotides long. The record is from the annotation of a GenBank genome assembly. NCBI's taxonomy places the organism in Eukaryota, Metazoa, Porifera, Demospongiae, Tetractinellida, Geodiidae.
CAGAUCAACAUUGUCCUUCCUCUCUCGUUCCUAUUCCUCCUCGUGUACAUUGUGGAGAUAAGUCUGAAGAUUCUGGCUCUUGGUCCAAUCCAGUACUUCAAGAAGUUCUGGAACAUGUGUGAUUUCGUGGUGAUCACAAUAAGUCUGAUAGCAGCGUGUCUGGAACUUCAUCCUCUCUACCACUCCCUGGCCGUCGUCAGACCCAUCAAACUAAUCAGAAUUAUCCGACUAAAGAAAAGAUACCGAGACAUCAUGAACACUAUGGUUGUUCUCACCCUACGCCUAAUCAGUGUCUCCAAUGUGUCACUGCUUCUGAUCGUCAUCUUCUACUUCUUUGCCAUUGUGGGGAUGGAGGCCUUCCAAUAUCAAGUCACAGAAGGCUGCUGUGUAAAUGCCUCCUACUCGGUUGGACACAACAACGCUGGCUCCUUAAACAGCUCGGCACCUAACCCAGCCGUCUACCAUCUGAACAAUUUUGACAACAUUCUCCGAAGCUACGUCACACUCUUUAUCCUGUUGGUGGUGAAUAACUGGUACAUCAUCAUGGAGGGGUUUGCAUCAGAAGUCUCGCCCCACUGGACUGCCAGAAUCUACUUCUUCUCUUUCUACAUCGUCACACUGGUGGUCCUGCAAGUGGUGAUAUCAUUCAUAGUGGAGGCAUAUGUCCUGCAACUAGAGGAGGCCAACCACUGCAAGGAGAGAGAGGAACAAAACCUCCAGAUUGUUUACGACACCGACUGUGUUGAAGACGAACACCGUAAGAAGGAAGUGAGGAUAACGCUGCACCACCAAGAUAUCAAGAAAUUGAACUAUCUUAUCACAUACACUGAUGAACGUAGAACACGAAACAGAGAAUUGUUUAGUUUCGAUCGAGCGGUAAAGAAAUUCAGGAGAAUCAACCUACCAACGGAGGAGGGGAUGCAGUGUAGCGGGAGGAGACUCAGAACAAAGGAUGACCUUCAUCUGCUAAAGUACAGGGCUGAUAUCCAGGUAUACUUGAACAAACGCAAUGCAAUUUUUAGAACAUGACAAGACAUCUGCUCCUUCCAAAACACCAACCAAACAGAAAAUAUGGGCCAAGACCAAGAAAAUUCUCAUCUACCUCCUGGAGUGACUCUUAAUAAACCUCCAUUUUACCUCUCCCCUCUCUCCUCUUCUUUCACUCUCCAUUCUACUUGCUCUCCUCUGAUACAUCUGUAUGAUUU